This is a messenger RNA of Ornithodoros turicata, 1774 nucleotides long. RefSeq names its product BEN domain-containing protein 5-like. NCBI's taxonomy places the organism in Eukaryota, Metazoa, Arthropoda, Arachnida, Ixodida, Argasidae. The transcript is spliced from 10 exons. The record is from RefSeq and is a predicted model, not a curated record. Gene Ontology annotation, molecular function: DNA binding. The coding region runs from base 59 to 1048 and encodes 329 amino acids. Gene Ontology annotation, biological process: negative regulation of DNA-templated transcription.
CCGGCUGAGCUACACGUGCUUUUCUUCUUUCUCGUUUUUUUUGUUGUCACCUGCCGCUAUGUUUCUUUUAAUUCAAUAUGAAGACGAACAAAAUAAGCAUGUGGUUACGCAUGACGCGAUUGUCAACUUCGAUCCAGUGGACAUCGACGAUUUUGACAAGCGUAAACUUUAUGAUGCUUAUUGGGAAGGGGACGAUUCGACGUGUCCUGGUUUCUACAAGGCUUAUAUCUUACAUAUGACAGAAACAGAAGAGGAGAUGAGCACCUUGCAGAAGAACAGGUGUAAAGCACCUCAGAAGCCACGUUCGGCAGUUGACGUCCAAGUGAGGAAGAAGGCAAAGAUUGACAAACAGGCGAGGAGUCACGCAAAAAGGUCAGCAGAAGCACACAUGCUUUGUUCUGCUGGUUUGGAGAACAGGCCCUCAAAGCAGAAUAAAGUUCAAGAACUGGAAAAGGAAGUUCAACGCUUGCAGGGAGAAGUCGCCACAUUGACUGAUCUCAACAGGAAACUACAAAAGGCACUCUGCUCAAAGAUAUUUGAAGCUGAAGCAGUGGAGAACUCGAAGAAGGGCUGUAUCAGCCCUGCACGGUUGCAACCAUACACGACAACCCCACAUCCUGUGGCACAGACAGUGUCCCCUCCAUGUGAACAAGAGUGCCGGACAGCAGUGGUACAGUCUGCCCCGAUAUCCCUCGUAGGAGCUUCAAAUGCAAUGACUGUGCCAGACGCUAGUCAUGACAGGCACAACGCGACCGCGACGCUGCCAGCCCCAGCUUCCAGUUCCAACAGCAGCCCAGCUGUGAUAACUAUGGAUGGGGUGAGCCAGAGUGUACGCAGUGCAACCGAGGUGCAACCGGCCCCAGCUCCGCAUGUUAUUAGUGUCCCCUCCGUGACAACUGGUGCGCGUGAUCAACAGACAAGCAUCCGUCCCACCAAAGGUCUUUUCGUCCCUCAGGAGCGAUUUCAGCCGACAACCACAGAGGAUGGCCAGGCUUCGUUCUUCGUGGAUUCUGUCCACCAGCUUCCCUGCAUCUACGCUAUUUUAUAAUUUAUUUAUGUAUCUCUUUUAACUCCAAAUUUUCACUGUAUCUACAGUACCUACAGCACACUUCAGUCAUGGGUAAGGUUAUCUACCGCUUGGGACAAAAGUUUGCGGAGCUUCAGGUUGACAUAUUUUUCCAUCUGUCGGACAACCACGAGGCCGAUGGCAGCUGACAACCGCGGGUGCUAAAGAAGCCCAGGCUGCCGUUUGUAAUGGAGUCUGCCUAUUUUCACUAGUAUGACGUCGGUUCAAUAAGGGUAUAUGCCAACCUGGUGUUUUGUAAACCUCUGUCCCAAGCAGCACUGCUAUUAAUUAGGGCAUUGGGAGAGCGGUUGAGUUGUGAUGGAGACUUGAACUGACAGCUCUCUAAUUUCUGGUCACGUGUGCUACCAAUUACUCAACACCAACAUGGGAAUGGCUUUGCCUGACUAUCUUAACAAGGCGUUGGCAGGUUGACGAGAGCACAAUAUGAGUAUGUUGUAAUCAGUAACACACUUGACCAGAAACUGAAUCUGUGGAUUCAAGCUCCUACUAGCACUCACUGGGUCUUUGUCAACUUUAAAUAAUAUCAUGAAUUUGCUUGGACAUUUAUGAGGCAUGUGUUUGCACUGUCUUAAUGGUUAUCUCAGCAUCUUCUAUUUGUACGCGUAUGUUACUCUUUCGCUGUUCUGGCAGCACAUGAGUCUCUUGUUUUAACUUCUUUUAUCACUUUGGUAAUACCUGUUCCUCUGA